CCAACUCUCUUCCAUUUUCCUCCGCCUCUGGUUGUCAAGAAGAUGGCAGCUUCCAGGCAGGCAUGAGAGGAAAUACUUCUUCACAAAUCGAAUGAAUUUGGAUUAUUAUCGCAAGAUAAGACCACAUACACGUGUUUUUGCAACUACUACAUCGAAUUAGAAAUCAUGUCUGCCCCUGGCUCCGCGGUGUCUGGGACCACGGCGUCGGUUCUGCAGCCGCGGUGGAAACGGGUCCUCGGAUGGUCCGGUCCUGUUCCCCGGCCUAGACAUGGACAUAGAGCCGUUGCUAUAAAGGAGCUCAUGGUUGUGUUUGGCGGUGGAAAUGAAGGCAUUGUGGAUGAAUUACACGUAUACAACACCGCAACAAACCAGUGGUUUAUUCCAGCGGUCCGUGGCGAUAUACCACCAGGGUGUGCUGCAUAUGGUUUUGUGUGUGAUGGCACAAGAUUGCUGGUGUUUGGUGGAAUGGUAGAGUAUGGAAAAUACAGCAACGAUCUAUAUGAACUACAGGCCAGCAGAUGGGAAUGGAAAAAGUUGAAGGCCAAAAACCCAAAGAAUGGGCCACCCCCAUGUCCACGUCUGGGCCAUAGUUUUUCCUUGGUGGGCAAUAAAUGCUACUUGUUUGGUGGGUUAGCCAAUGACAGUGAGGACCCAAAAAACAACAUUCCCAGAUACCUAAACGACCUGUACACGCUUGAGCUUCGUGCAGGUUCCAAUGUGGUUGGAUGGGAUAUUCCAAUCACUUAUGGAGUUUUGCCACCUCCUCGAGAGAGCCACACUGCUGUGGUUUACACAGAAAAGACAAGCAGGAAAUCUCGGCUCAUAAUCUAUGGAGGGAUGAGUGGCUGUCGGCUUGGAGAUUUGUGGACCCUUGAUAUUGAUACUCUGACAUGGAACAAACCAUCAGUAAGUGGCACAGCACCACUUCCCAGAAGCCUUCACUCUGCUACCACCAUCACAAACAAGAUGUAUGUUUUUGGAGGAUGGGUUCCUUUGGUAAUGGAUGAUGUCAAAGUGGCCACACACGAGAAGGAGUGGAAGUGCACGAACACUCUUGCUUGCCUAAAUCUCGACUCCAUGUGUUGGGAAUCAGUGUUAAUGGAUACUCUUGAAGACAACAUCCCAAGGGCCCGCGCUGGCCAUUGUGCUGUGGCCAUCAAUUCCAGACUCUACGUUUGGAGUGGCCGUGAUGGUUACCGUAAAGCUUGGAACAACCAGGUCUGUUGUAAAGACCUCUGGUACCUGGAAACAGAGCGGCCACAUGCCCCUGCCAGGGUUCAGUUAGUCCGUGCCAACACAAACUCUUUGGAGGUGAGCUGGGGUGCAGUCUCCACUGCUGACACCUACUUACUGCAGCUGCAGAAGUAUGACAUCCCUGCAACUCCAGCUGCAGCCUCACCAGCAAUGAGUGCAACCCCGUCACAGCCUGUAAACUCUCCGAAGAGCCCUGCACCAGCUGCUGCAGCUCCUUCAGCACAGAGUCUACCACAGACAGCUGUCUUGAAGGUUGCAGCCCAACAGUCUACCACAGGAACAUCUGUUGUCACAGUCCGCCCCAGCCAGCCUGGGAAAUCCCCAGUCACUGUGACAUCCCUUCCUCCAGGUGUUCGCAUGGUUGUGCCUGCUCAGACCACACAAGGAUCGCCAAUCGGCAGUAGCCCUCAGAUGAGUGGCAUGGCAGCUUUAGCUGCAGCUGCUGCCGCGACACAAAAGAUCCCACCCUCCUCUGCAGGCACUGUGCUCAAUGUUCCUGCAGGUGCCACCAUUCUCAAAACGGUAGCUGUGUCCCCUGGCACAACCACAGUAAAAGUGGCCUCUCCAGUCAUGGUCAGCAACCCAGCCACUCGAAUGUUGAAAACAGCUGCUGCCCAAGUUGGUACAGCAACUGCAUCCUCUCCCGCCACCACCACCAGACCCAUCAUCACUGUGCACAAGUCUGGUGCAGUAACGGUGGCUCAGCAGGCCCAGGUGGUCACCACUGUGGUAGGAGGAGUAACAAAGACUAUCACUCUGGUCAAGAGUCCCCUCACCAUGGGCAGCAGUGGCACUCUGAUCUCCAACCUUGGCAAGAUGAUGUCUGUGGUACAAACAAAGCCAGUGCAGACAUCAGCUGUCACAGGCCAGGCCUCCACUAACCCUCUCACACAGAUCAUACAGACAAAGGGUCCCCUCCCAGCAGGAACUAUCCUGAAGUUGGUUACCUCUGCAGAUGGUAAACCUACAACCAUUAUUACCACUUCCCAGGCAGGAGGCACAGGAAACAAGCCCACUAUUCUCAACAUCAGCGGCGUCUCGCCUACCACCACUAAGCAGGGCACCACCAUCAUUAAGACCAUCCCCAUGUCAGCCAUUAUGACCCAACCAGGAGCUACAGGUGUGACGAGCAGUGCAGGAAUGAAAACACCAAUCACAAUCCUUACCACGAAGGUAAUGACGACCGGAACUGCUGGUAAAAUCAUCACCGCAGUGCCCAAACUUGCUACUGCAGCUGGCCAGCAGGGAUUGACACAGGUGGUUUUGAAGGGUGCUCCCGGGCAACCAGGGACUAUUUUGCGCACUGUGCCCAUGAGCACAGUGGGUGGUGUUCGACUUGUUACACCAGUGACCGUGUCUGCUGUUAAGCCCACUGUCACGACUCUGGUUGUCAAGGGGACUACUGGUGUCACCACUCUUGGGACAGUCACUGGUACAGUCUCUACUAGCCUGGCAGGAGCUACCGUGGACAGCUCCAAUGCUUCUCUAGUGACUCCUAUCACCACACUGGGAACCAUUGCUACCCUGUCCAGCCAGGUCAUUAACCCAACUGCCAUAACUGUGUCAGCCGCUCAGACCAGUCUGACCUCUGCCUCCACACUGCCCUCCUCAACAAUGACAGUACAGAACCAGCCCACACAGGUAACUCUGAUAACAACUCCAAGUGGAGUAGAAGCUCAGCCAGUGCAGGAUUUGCCAGUGUCCAUCUUGGCUUCACCAACCUCGGAGCAGCCUAGCUCCACUGAAGCUGCAGCUGGAGAAGGUUCUGGGACUGUCACUCUGGUAUGCUCCAAUCCACCCUGUGAGACCCACGAGACAGGAACCACCAACACGGCCACCACCUCCUCUGCCACCAUUGGAGCAGGACAGGUCUGCUCCAACCCGCCUUGUGAGACCCACGAGACAGGAACCACCAACACGGCCACCACCUCCUCUGCUACAAUUGGAGCAGGACAGGUCUGCUCCAACCCGCCUUGUGAGACCCACGAGACAGGAACCACCAACACGGCCACCACAUCCUCUGCUACAAUUGGAGCAGGUCAGGUCUGCUCUAAUCCACCAUGUGAGACCCAUGAAACGGGCACCACCAACACAGCCACAACUGCAUCUUCAAACAUGUCUGCACUGCGGAUGUGCUCCAACCCACCACGCGAGACCCAUGAAACUGGGACAACUAACACAGCGACUACAGCGUCCUCUAACAUGGGGGGCGUCCAGCAGGUGUGCUCCAACCCACCAUGUGAGACCCACGUGACCGGUACCACCAACACACCCACCCAGUCGUCAUCAAACAUGAGUGCAGACCAGACAAGCACAGUACAGAGAGUGUGCUCCAACCCGCCCUGUGAAACCCAUGAGACAGGAACCACAAACACCCCGUCCACAGCUACCUCCAGCAUGGGAGGUGACCAGACCAGUUCUGCUUCAGGCCUUGUCCAAAGAGUGUGCUCCAACCCACCCUGUGAAACACAUGAGACUGGAACCACCAACACAGCCACCACUGCAACCUGCAGUAUGGACACAGGUGAAGGCACAGCAGCCCAGCAGACAGAGGAGGGAGGAGAAGGUACCAGCAGCACAGAAGCAGCCUCUACUACUGCAGCAGCUGGCAUGGUCACCACCACCCAGGGCAGGGCCAUCACUACUGUCACUCAGUCUACACCAGCACCUGGACCUUCAGUACCUUCGAUUUCCUCAAUCACAGAGGGUGUGAGUACUGCUGCAAGCUCUACUGAUGAACCAAUGCACACCGAUGAAGCAGCCUCAGCAGAAGCUGCACCAACAGAGGAGGGAGCUACAGCUAUGGAGACACAAGCGGAAGGAGAAGCAGCAACAGCUUUGAACCUGCCCUCGGAGCUGAUGUCUGAGGGUCAGGGAGCCACACUCAUGGUGACUGGACUGUCGGACGAAGAGCUGGCUGUGACGGCAGCGGCAGAGGCUGCUGCUCAGGCUGCAGCCACUGAAGAAGCCCAGGCCCUCGCUAUCCAGGCAGUCCUCCAGGCAGCUCAGCAAGCAGUUAUGAAUGAAGGUGAUUCUACUGGUGAGAGUCAGCAACCCACGAAUAUCCCCAUCAUGUUGACCCAGCAGGAGCUUGCAGCGCUGGUACAACAGCAGCAGCAGCUGCAGGAAGCGCAAGCUGCGGCCCAGCAGGCCACUGUGGACACAAGCUUACCCACUGAGGGCCUCGCUCCAGCCGAUAGCCUCAAUGAUCCGUCUGUUGAGAGCAAUGGCCACAACGAGAUGGCUGCUGCAGUCACUAGUGCUGUGGCCUCCUUGUUGCCACGUACCACUGCUGAGACACUUGCUCCAUCAAGUACAUUUGCACCAUCUGUAUCAGUGGCAAGUCCAGCCAAGCUUCAAGCAGCAGCCGCACUUGCAGAAGUCGCCAAUGGCAUUGAGGGAGAGAAGCCAGCUCCUCUGCCAGCCCCAGUGAAGCCGGUUGUGAAGAAGGAGAACCAAUGGUUUGAUGUUGGAAUUGUAAAAGUGACCAAUAUGGUUGUCACACAUUUCUAUGUGCCAGCAGACGACUCCCUAGGCGACGAUGACUCUGGUGUCAUACCCGACUAUAGCCAGAUGAAGAAAAUGGAGCUGCAGCCUGGAACGGCUUACAAGUUCCGUGUUGCUGGAAUCAAUGCUUGUGGUCGUGGUUCUUUCUCAGAGAUCUCUGCUUUCAAGACUUGUCUACCAGGCUUCCCAGGAGCACCAUGUGCCAUCAAAAUCAGCAAGAGCCCAGAUGGUGCCCAUCUGACAUGGGAACCACCAAAUGUGACAUCAGGGAAGAUCAUUGAGUAUUCCGUGUACCUGGCCAUCCAGAGUAACCAGACAGCUGAAGCUAAGGCCUCCACCCCGGCGCAGUUAGCCUUCAUGCGAGUGUACUGUGGACCCAACCCUUCUUGCUUGGUGCAGUCGUCCAGCCUCUCAAAUGCCCACAUCGACUACACAACUAAGCCAGCCAUCAUCUUCCGCAUUGCCGCCCGCAACGAGAAGGGUUAUGGUCCAGCCACUCAAGUUCGAUGGCUACAAGAAUCUGGCAAAGAUGCAGCCUCGGCAAAACCGGCCGCCAAAAGACCAGGCACCUCUCCUGAUACUAAGGCUACUGGUCCAAAGAAAGCAAGGACAGACCAGUGAGGUUGCCCAGAGUCUCCUCCCAGUCCUUUGUCCCCCCUUUUUUUUUUUUUUUUUUCCCUUUUUCUCCCCACUCGCUGUUCUUUUCUGAGGAAGAGUGACCGUCACCCUCCUCCUCAUCCUAAUUCUCAUCCUACCCUCCAGUCUCAGAUCAAGACCACAAUGGAAGCAGAACAACCAUAUGAAGCCAAGAUGAGAGUCAAUCUGAGAGAUGUUUCUGUAGAUAAACCCUCUUUUUUCUCCUCGUUAUGUUGGUCGUACUAUUUUUAGAACAACACAAACUUAGAAGCACAUUAUCUUUUUCAGUCACAUCCCCUUCAUCCUUUAACAUCUACUUUUGGCUUGUUUCAGUAGUUCAGCUCUAUAGAGAAGCAUUUCACCAACUGGGAGCCAGCCUAAGCGCAAUGUUACCUUUUUUUUUCUUCCUAUGUUUUGUGAAUCUUGGGGGGGAUGUAGAGAGAGACUACAAAAAAUGAUGUACAGUGUUGAAAAGGUUGUGGAGGCAUUAGUUAAGAUGAGAGGAAAAAUUGGUAUGGAAACAAAUAAAGCACUUGUCCUCAAUGAAAGAGGACAUAAUUUUUUUCCUUUUUUCUCUAAACAAAUUAAUUCAUUGAGAACCAAGUCUGUACAGUCAUCAUACUGGACUCCAGUCUCCUGGUAAAUGUCAUCACUGUGCGCUUUUUACCCCAAGAUGAGGACUGGUGGCCGACACUUCGAAGUGGACAGAAAACGAAUGACAAAGGAAGAGAUUUGUAGAGAUUGAAUGACAGACUUUGCUAGAACUGAGACUUGCAGCACACACAGAAAAAAAAAUCUUUCAAAAUCUUCCCAAAAAAUUAGCAAGCAAUGUCGCAAAAGAUCUUUUGUGUAGUUUAUUUUUGUAUUUUUUAAGCUUUUUUUUCUCCUGUGUGUAUGUGUAUGUUGUGUGCAUUUUUAAAAGAAAUAAUCAGUUUUUUUAACUGUUGUUCAUCCCCAUAGUUUGUGUUCAUGGGAAGUUGGAGUUGGGUGGCCAUGUUGAGCUUGCCACUAUAUUUUUAAACAAUCUUCAUUCAGUUGGUCGUAUGUUCUUGUUGUUAACAGAUGGUAUUGGAAGAGAGAAUGACUUUUGUAUUUGUUCCAAGUAGAACCACGGAGGUUAUAGGCCGGAGGAAAAUUUGAAGUGGACCCAGGGAGGAGAGUUUUUACUUUGUUUACUAUUCAAUGCUUGUCGUUUUGUUUGCCAAACAUGGAAUGAGGAAAAAUAACAUCCAGUCUCUUCAUACCUGUCCCCUUUAAUAUCCCCAUCAGUUUUCCUAUGCUUUUUAUGCUCAUGAAUGUGGUGUCUCACCUCUUCUUUAAUUUUUAGAAUGGCAAAUUAUAUUAGUAGAGCUAUUUUUCCCUAUCCUAUUGAUGUAUGUGAAUCCAUUUAAUAAAUUUUAAUUUUUUUUCUUUCACGGCUCUGUAUUUCCGACUACAGAUGGUGUGCAAGCUAACUGUGACAUGUAAAACCCGUAUGUCUUUGAAUGAGGAUGUCUUGGGAAGAGAGCUUACAUAGCCGGAGUGUACUCACUUGUAAAUUAGUUCGUUCAUAGAGCAAGAAUAAAACAAACAAAAAAAAAAAAACAUCUUGGCCUUUUAUAUAAUUACCUGUAACAAACUGUUUUUACAUGUUGGUCAUCUCUUGAUUGCCUUUUGUGUCUUUACUUAUAAAAGAAACAAAUAUAUAUACAAAUAUAUAUAUAUAUAUAGUCUCCCUGAUCCCUUUUGUCAAGCUGAUUCACUGUAGGAGUCUGAAUCACUGCUAGGUUCAUUACAAUCCAAUUAAAAGGGAGGAGGUUUCUGGCUGGACAUGAGUGUAUAUCUACUUUCUAAGGGCAGAUUCAGUUGUGAUGGUAAUGGCCAAGAAGGAAAACCGGAGCCAAGGUUUCCGCAUUUCCGGCCUCUUUGUGGCUCGCGCCUUGGUCUCCGUCUGUGGUUCCUCCUGAUUUCUUUCUAGAAACGAGCUUUCUCUUCAUAUGCAUUCAUAAUUUUGUGCGUGUCAGUGUGUCUGUUGAACAAUACUAGACAUGCAUGCAAAAGCAGUGUAUUUUAGUAGUGAUGCCUUAAGUUAGACCAUAAGCUGAAGGUUCUCAGAAAAGAAAAAAAAAAACAUUAAUAAGUUUGUUCCUCUCUCCAUGUGUUAUACAGUUGUGUCCUUUCCUUCCACAGUACCUUUGCUGGGUCACUAUUUUUGCACCCUCGUUAGAUAGGUCAUCAUCCGCAGUGCCGAGGUCUCUGAACUUUUCCCUCCCACGCUGGGACGAGUGCUGCUCAGCACUCACAGGUGUUGUGAGUUUCUCUCGGCUGUUUGCAGGUUAUCUGGAAAUGUCCUGUAUUUUCCAAUGUGUGUUUUUUGUACUGUAGGGAGUAAUGUAUCUUUUAUCAUCAAAAAAUAAACAUGUUAAACAUAAA
Betta splendens (Siamese fighting fish) is the source of this 7809-nucleotide messenger RNA. It is a transcript of the gene hcfc1a, whose product is annotated as host cell factor C1a. NCBI's taxonomy places the organism in Eukaryota, Metazoa, Chordata, Actinopteri, Anabantiformes, Osphronemidae. Gene Ontology annotation, molecular function: protein binding; transcription coactivator activity. The coding region runs from base 166 to 5382 and encodes 1738 amino acids. Gene Ontology annotation, cellular component: histone methyltransferase complex. The record is from RefSeq and is a predicted model, not a curated record. Gene Ontology annotation, biological process: regulation of DNA-templated transcription; chromatin remodeling. The transcript has 28 exons.